AUGCCAGAUGGUACACUCGCACGCACGGAAGUUGUUGUGACUGAUGGAGUUACCAUUGGCCGUCCAUGCUGCGGUGUUCCUCAGUGCAAAAAUCCUCUUGAAAACAAUCAUCACCGCUUCUGUUCAGUAGACCCUGACCACAAAAAGCUUGAGACAACUUGUGCCAUAGAGGGCUGUAAUUGCCCUGUCACCCGUGACAGCAAGUCAGGCAAGUACCGAAAAGCAUGUGAUGAUCCGGUCCAUGUUAAGAUGGAGGGCGCCAAUGUCGAGUCUUUAUGCAGUGGGAAGAGCAAGACACAAUGUCAGAAGGUCGCUAAGCUCGACAAUGCCAUGUCCUCCCUCGACCCACCACAGCUUCCUGCCGACUUGACCGUGGCUCUUCCCAUCCAAGAUGGAGACGAAUGGUACAAACACGAUGCUCAGACCGGAGCUGUAUGCUUAGUGCGGCCUGCUGUAAUGACUUCGACUGGUGUUCUUGACACACAGCCAGAGAUGUCCCACCCUGCUGUUGAUUGUGAAAGCAAGGACACACCCCCUAAGCUCAAAGCAAUAUUCCGACGCCAGCGUACCAAUAAUGAGCAGCUUGUUGUUCGUCCAUGUGGAGUUAUUAAUGGGCAUGGCACAAUGUAUCAUCAUGAAACUGUAUCCAAUGUUCUUAUUAUGAUUGAACAGCUGUAUUCACUCCCUCGUGCACGCAAGCCACAACAUUUGAUUUAUGAUUCGAAUUGCAACGCGCUGCGGGAGGUUUUGAACCAAUGCAUCAAAUUCUUUGAUGGCAUGGGGAUGUGCAUUGAUGCAUUUCAUCACAAGAACAAGCACAAGGCUAGUGACACCUUCUGCCGUGACCGUUGCGACAUGAAGGCCUAUCCAGAAUUACUAGAUGACAAUGGCAAAUAUUACUUCAACUCGUCUAUCGCCAAGCAAACCAAUGUGUGGUUCGGUGCCUUCCACAACAUCUGCCGGGAGAUGACACCGGCAAGCAUCCCCAUCACCCACACUUAA
Molecule: messenger RNA, 1002 nt
Organism: Suillus paluster
Lineage: Eukaryota; Fungi; Basidiomycota; Agaricomycetes; Boletales; Suillaceae
Exons: 3
Coding region: 1-1002 (333 amino acids)
Source: RefSeq, a predicted model, not a curated record